CUCUCUCCCUUGCUUACUCCCCUUGCGUGCAUUCUCUUCGUCUUGUUCGUCUCGUUAGCUCCCUAACGAAUCCUUUUAGAGUUCUUUUGGUGCAGUUUGGGUGCGGUUUCGGUUUAGUUAGUCACAGGAGGGUCGGCGUCGGAGGUUGCGAGAGCAAGUGCAGCUUCAUUUUUUUUUUUUUUUUUUUCUUCUUUUUUCGUUUCCGCUGCAUUGGCCUGCUUUCCUUGUCGUGAUAGGAGCUUCGCAAGAGCAUCUUGAGGCGCGGUGUAGCUGCGAGCAUUAUUUGUUCCAUCGGGGCUCUUGUACUGAGGUGCCGGACUUGCGAGCGUGGCAUGCGUGUUGGUGCAUGCAUUGACGUUCGUGCUACUGCAGUGCUUCGUGGUCGCCUUAACGAGUUCCUGGGUGGAGGUUGUGCUUACGCCGAGGUUUUCGUCUGUUGUAGUUAGCCGUGGAGUCAUUAAGGCUUGGUAGGUUGCUCUCCCUUCUCUACGUGACUCGGUUUUAGGGCCAAACUGUUUCAGACGGUUGCUUUGCCGUUUCGGAUUUGGAAAAUCUUCCUAAUAGAGGGAGAUUUGGGGUGGUUUCUUCCUGGCCUCUACGGAAAAUAAGAGGCUUUGAAUUUGUAGGCCAUCUGUGUGACGUCAAGUUGCGAGGACGGCUAUGGCUGCAAACUGAAAGUGGUCGAGGAGAGGUUAGAGACGGGUAGGGACGAAUUUUUUUCCAUGCAACGAACAUGUUUCGAACUGCAAGGGUAUAGUUGAAUGAAACAUACACAAAGUGUGCAGUCUUGGGCUAGAUCUUUUUUGGGGAAAUCUGUGAUUAUGGCGAGGAUAGUGUGCUUGAGCGGAGCGUAGGGUUCUUAUUUUAGCUCGCACGAGCCGAAGUGCGGACAUACUUUAAUCGUAGAGGAAGUGGCAGCGUCUCAAAUACUUGCAAAGAUGAAGAAGAAACUGGACACACGCUUUCCAGCUGCACGGAUAAAGAAGAUAAUGCAAGCCGAUGAAGAAGUCGGGAAGAUCGCCAUGGCGACACCAGUAUUGAUCUCUAAAGCGUUGGAGCUUUUUCUUCAGAAUCUAUGUGAUAAAACCUAUGAGAUAACUCUCCGAAGGGGUGCCAAAACUAUGAGUUCAUUCCAUUUGAAGCAGUGUGUACAGACAAAUAGCGUUUUUGAUUUUCUACAAGAAAUUGUUUCAAAGGUUCCAGAUAUUGGCACAGAGACAACCUGUGACGAAAGGAAUGGUGGAAGGAGAAGAAAGCAAUCAGAUGGAGACGACAGUGAUGAAGAGGAGGUGGUGAAGCGGCCGAAAUCGGAGGACCAAUCAACAUCAGGUAGGGGCCGGGGCCGAGGGCGGGGCAGAGGCAGAGGCAGAGGUCGAGGGAGAGGGUCAAAUGGUACUCCGAGCUCUCGCUCCAACGGGGUCGAGAAGGCAGAAGAUUCUGAAGAUGCUGAGAUGGACACAUAUUCACCAUCCCCCGAUCGUGAAAAUGUAAUUUUAGACCCCAUAGUUCAUAAACCUAGGCCGAAAUCGGAGGAGGCUGCCGCCCGAGAUGCCAGUCCCACUUCAUCUGGCCAUACGAAGUCUCCAAAAUUACUCGGAUUUGAUUUAAACAUGGAUUUAGAUGAAAAUGGUGAAGUAGCUGCCGGAGCUGAUGAAGCGACGGUUAACGAGGAAGAAGUAGAGCAUGAUGGGUCGAAUGUACCGACACAGGAUUUGGAUGUAGAUAGUGAGAAUGUCUUAGGGGGCACAUUACAUUUACAAAGGAGCGAACUGCGCCCCUCUCUGCAUCCCGAUGAGGACGAUUACGAUUGUGAAGAUGAAGAUGAAUAUAAUUGAACUGAGUUACUGCACGCGAAGGGGAGGCGACCUGUAUUGAUUAACUCAUUCGAAUACCAAUGAGGACAACUGAUGAAACUGGAAAGCUCGCACGUCUACAAUUCUGGCGAUUUUGCCUCUCAAUUUCUCCGAAGGGCUAACGCGGCGGUCGACAGUACUUGGCUCUUUGUGCAUUUCGUACACAUUAUGAAGAGCUGAUGCCUCGAAUCCUGCUGCACUGCGAAGUGAAUUCGAAGUAUCAGAUGCUCGACUGCAGCUGGGCCAUCUUGUCCGAACCCAUGAAUCGGAUUCCCACUGUGACGAUUGGACGCUGUGGUGCCUCUGGAGCGCAAAGGAUGGUGUAGCCAUUUUCUGCUUCGAAAUGAAGAAGGGGGCACCCCUGAUCUUUUGACCGGGUGCGAAUGCAGACAAGACACAGAGAUGCUUGUCAGAAAAAGAAGCGAACAAGAAACAAAAGGGGCCAGCGCAGGGCCCCUCGGGGACUGUUGGAAGAGGUUUCUUUGGCAGUGUCCGUAUGUUGGAGCUUGUGUGAUGGUCUCAUGAAUGCGCUGAUCUCUUGCAACCCACUGCGACCCAACACGCAGAAUGGUGCCAAAGGUGAAUGUUGUAUUAGUGUAUUUAUGUGUACAUACACAGAUGGAAUUCCUCGCUGUCUAGUAUGAAAAUAGCACAAAUUAAAAGGGUUUGGUUAUGUCCUUUGGUUUAUCUUUUGGUGCGGUAUUCCUCACAUGAAAAUCAGAAUCUUUCUUAUUUA
This is a messenger RNA of Physcomitrium patens, 2589 nucleotides long. RefSeq lists its product as uncharacterized. The record is from RefSeq and is a predicted model, not a curated record. Gene Ontology annotation, cellular component: nucleus. NCBI's taxonomy places the organism in Eukaryota, Viridiplantae, Streptophyta, Bryopsida, Funariales, Funariaceae. Gene Ontology annotation, molecular function: protein heterodimerization activity; core promoter sequence-specific DNA binding; RNA polymerase II general transcription initiation factor activity.